Messenger RNA from Trichomonas vaginalis G3, 2145 nucleotides. RefSeq lists its product as uncharacterized. The transcript has a single exon. The record is from RefSeq and is a predicted model, not a curated record. Lineage: Eukaryota; Parabasalia; Trichomonadida; Trichomonadidae. The coding region runs from base 1 to 2145 and encodes 714 amino acids.
AUGAUGAAUAAACAAGGCAAAGCCAACGAACAAAUUCCUCGCAAGCAAGAGGGCGAAAAAAUAUUCGGGGCUCCGCCAAAACAAGUUAAGCGUGACGAGAAAGCAGUAAACAACCGUCAAUCCGGAAUUCCUGCUAAGAAGUCCUCGAAAGCGGACAAAACAUCAGCACUCGUUGUUUGCACAAAUCAAAACGCACCAACUGCAUAUGACAAACAAAAUUUCAAAGCAGAUCGUACUAAUAAAUCAAAUGAAAGAUAUCAAAAUCGUGAUAUUGACGAUGAUGAAGAUUUCGUUAUUACAACAGAUAAUGUGAAGCCUCUUCAGACACCAGAUUCAAACCAAAAGCGUUUUCAGCCAAAAGGUUCUAAGAUUGGAGCUUCUCCAAAGAUCAACGCCGACGCCUUAGAAGGUGAUGAUGUUGAAGAAGUCGAAGUUAUUACAUAUAAUAAAGGCAAAAAGGGAAGUAAUGCUUCUGCAAAGAAAUUUACAACAAGACGUAGUUCCACAAAUACACAAAAUUCAAUUCAACUCGAACAAGAAAUGGAUGAAGAAGAAGAUACUGAUGACGCACGCUCAGCUUCCACUGCUCAUUCAGUUAGAAUCAAUAAAAACGAAGAUGACGACGAAUCUCAGCAUUCUCAUAGACACCACAGAAGGCAUUCCAGAUCAAACCGCUCUCAUCACCAUCGCCGUGAGACAUCCGGCAACGAAUCAUAUGUUGACGACCAAAACGUCGACCAAUUAGCCCAAGACCGUGCUCUUUCUGCAGAGCAGAACCAAAGCGAAGAAGAAAAUACAGAUGAAGGCGAACAGGACAAACCAAAAUCAAUUCUUAAGAAGAAUUCAGGCGCUUCAACCCCAAUUAAAGACGAAAACAAACUUGCAUCCGACGAACAAGGCAAAUUUACACUCUUUGACGGCAUCCUCGACCAACUUAACAAUUGUUCGGAUUCCGCAAUGCAGAAACUUUCACAGUGGCAGCGCCAACUCCUUCGUUUUCUUUCUCCUCUUGAAGAGCAGCAACUCCAGCACUGGUAUCUCCUCACAACUGCCUACUUAGAACAGCAAGGAAUCACACAUGACGAAAAGAGCCUUGCUUUUCGCGAAGAACUCGACGCAAUUGUCGAAGUUGUCAUGGAGAAGCAUGGGUUCACAACUUUACAAGGAGUUCUCCACAGAAUGAGAGUUUUCAUCACUGGUCCAAGAAAAUCUGGCAAAUCGACACUUUUAUCAUUAACCGCCCAACGUGCUUUGAUCGAGCUUGCUGCCGGAACAGAGUGGAAGCACACAUUUGUCUUUGCCUAUGAUUUUGCCACUAAUUCACACACUGUUACUGACAACGCCGAGCUAUACAAGACAUUUGUCAGGGCCACAUUUGCAGGAUUAUCCGCGCAAAGGCCAUUAUUAUCAGAGCACGCUGCAGCGCUUUCCAAAGCCUUCUGUGAUGUUGUUGAUGGAAAUCCAUUGCUUCCUAAGUCAUUCACAGCAUCAAAUGACUUCAGAUUGCUUGUUCCACAGAUCUCCUCAAUUCUUUCCUUCCUCCAAGAGUGCUGGCGCGAUGAAGACAAAUCAGCUUUCAUUGCAAACGCUGUCGCUUUCCCACAGCAGAUUUCAGCAGUUUUCGGUUUCGAUAGAUUGCUCGUUAUCGCCGACCACUUCGACGCUUUCGCAACAGAGAUGUCUCCACAAGAAUUGUACGUAAUUGGAAACGUUAAGAUCUUGCUCAACACAAGCAAUUUCAUCGUUGCAAGCCAGUCGCAAGAAAAAGCGGCAGAAAUUGCUAAACCAGCUGAUAUCGAUGAUGACGAUUUGACACAGUCACUUUGCAAGUUAUCUACACUCGAUGUUGUCAAUGAGGAUCCUUUCGAUGGUGUCGAAUUCUCUUUGACAAUCGAGAACUCAGCAAAGAGAGUACAAAUCAACUUCCCACUCUUCGGAGGUUGCCCAGCUUUCCUCGUGAUGUGGAACGAACUCAACGAUCUCGCCGCAAAACAUGAGGCGGCGUCGAACGGAGAAGAUACUGAGGAUGACCCUGAGGAAAUACAGAUACUCCUUGUGAACAAGGCAACUGAGAUUUUCAGCGCUUUAACUGAAGGACAAAGUGACAUUGUUGUGACUGCUGUGAAUAAGAUUAAUAAGAAGUAA